Aspergillus puulaauensis is the source of this 879-nucleotide messenger RNA. Its product is annotated as putative phosphorylase. Bases 1 to 879 code for a protein of 292 amino acids. The record is from RefSeq and is a predicted model, not a curated record. Gene Ontology annotation, molecular function: ATP binding; ATP:ADP adenylyltransferase activity. Gene Ontology annotation, biological process: nucleotide metabolic process. Lineage: Eukaryota; Fungi; Ascomycota; Eurotiomycetes; Eurotiales; Aspergillaceae. The transcript has 2 exons.
AUGGCAUCUGUGAUAGAUUAUGACACGAUAUUGUCCAAAUUUGAUGACCUCGUGGCAAGGAAGAUCAUAUACUACGCUCCGCGCACAACAACCCAGUUCGUCGACAAUGGGUUUGCGGUCGAAUUCCACGUCAGUACUUCACUGUCAAAGAAGCCGCAGAACGGGGAUCCUGUGAGCGGUCAGAACAGCCCCAGCUCCAAGAAACCAGAGUGCUUCGGUCCAGGCAGUGAUAUCGGGAACGACGAUCCCGACAUGCUUCUUGCGACAAUCCAUGGAACACAUCUGCUUGUAGUCAACAAGUUCUGCAUGUUCCGGCCGCAGCUUCUGCUAUUAACAAGCGACUCGUACCGGCGGCAGCGUGAGCCGCUUGGUUUAGAUGAUUUCGCCGCUGCCUGUACGGUUUUGAACUCUUUGGAAAAACCACAGUUUGUCUUCUACAACUGUGGGCCAACUGGUGGUGCUAGCAGGCAGCAUAAGCACCUGCAAGUAUUGACGCGCCCACCCCGACUAUUCCCAGAUAAUCCGGGUGAGGGCAAAUCUGUGCCGUACCGGUAUUUUCUGCGGUACCUUCACGAUGUUGAUAUUGAAACGCCAGAGGGCCAGAAAAAGCUUUUCGGUAUAUACCGUAGCUUGCUAGCAGAAGCCAAAGAGUCUCUAGGGGAUAAUAUUGAAGAUGACCCGACCUACAUUCCCCAUAAUGUUGCCUUGGUUAAGGAAUGGAUCAUCGUGAUUCCCAGACGCAAUGUCGAUUUCCAAGGCAUCACUGCAAACACUGCGGGAAUGUUGGGUUCUAUGUGGUUGACAAGCGAAGAACAGAUAGAUGAGUGGAAACAGGUUGGGCCAAAGAAGGCUCUUGCAGGACUGGGUGUGCCAGCUUGA